CUGUUGGUAUGGAACACCGACCACAGGCAAGCAUAAUAAAUUGUCUCCAUGGCAACCCAGAUAGAAUUCCCAGCCCCUUGCUCCAGAGCAACCACACAGUCCCAAGGAGAGGGCAAACUACCCUUCAGGCAAACAACCCUUCGGGUAAGACACUGUGUGGACAACACCCCCAGGCCUGGCUCCAGGGAUGGGUCCCAGUAACCCUGUUCCAGCCAAGUCCUGUGCUUGUUAGCUCUCCUUUGCCCUCUUGGUCACCCUAUCCUCUGCCAUUAGUGGGCCAGGGACUUCCUCCAUGCCAGCCCUGUCCUGCAGGUCUUCCUCUGAAGAGGCCACACAGGCAGGGUGCUGAUCAGAGGGCUGUCCUACUGUGUUCUGGUGCUCAGGUGGUAGCACAGCUGCUAUCUGUGUGUCCCCAGCUCCCGCUGUUUCUGCAGCACCAGUCAUUGCUCCUCCCAGGUGCUGCUCCCUCUGCUUCUGGUCCUGCUGCUGCUGGUGGUGCUGUGGGUCCAGCUGGUGGAUUCGGUUUCCACCCAGUCCCCUUCUCUGACCCUAGCACAAUGGAUCGCUCCCAGAAGACAACAGCCAACAGAAUGAUUGAAGGUAGUGGGAGAGGUGGGGAUACCAUGGCAGAGAGAAGACAACUGUUUGCAGAGAUGCGGGCUCAAGACUUGGAUCGUAUUAGAUUAUCAACCUACAGAACAGCUUGCAAACUCAGAUUUGUUCAGAAGAAAUGCAAUUUGCAUCUGGUGGACAUCUGGAAUGUCAUUGAGGCUUUUCGGGAAAAUGGUCUAAACACCAUGGACCUCAACACUGAGUUUUCCAUGACUCGUCUGGAAGCAAUACUGUCCACUAUUUUUUAUCAGCUGAACAAGCGUAUGCCCACCACCCACCAGAUCAACGUGGAGCAGUCAAUCAGCCUUCUGCUUAACUUCCUACUGGCAGCAUAUGAUCCGGAAGGCCAUGGUAAAAUCUCAGUCUUUGUUGUGAAGAUGGCCCUGGCAACAAUCUGUGGGGGAAAGAUUUUAGACAAAUUAAGAUAUAUUUUUUCACAGAUAUCAGACUCUAGUGGCAUAAUGAUUUACUCCAAAUUUGAUCAGUUCUUGCGGGAAGUUCUGAAACUGCCAACAACCGUUUUUGAGGGCCCUUCCUUUGGUUACACUGAACAAGUCACAAGGUCUUGCUUUGCCCAGCAGAAGAAGGUCUCCCUCAAUACCUUCCUGGACACGCUCAUGUCUGAUCCUCCCCCUCAGUGUCUGGUCUGGUUGCCACUAAUGCACCGACUAGCCAACGUAGAGAAUGUCUUUCACCCGGUCGAGUGCUCCCACUGCCACACUGAGAGCAUGAUGGGAUUUCGCUAUCGCUGCCAGCAGUGUCAUAAUUACCAGCUUUGUCAGGACUGUUUCUGGAGGGGACAUGCCAGUGGUUCCCAUAGCAACCAGCACCAAAUGAAGGAGUACACAUCAUGGAAAUCUCCUGCUAAGAAAUUAACUAAUGCUCUGAGCAAGUCCCUCAGCUGUGCUUCCAGUCGUGAACCUUUGCAUCCCAUGUUCCCAGACCAGCCUGAGAAACCGUUAAACCUGGCUCAUAUUGUGCCUCCCCGACCCGUGAACAGCAUGAAUGAGUCCCUGUUCUCCCACUCAGUACCCUCCUCAGGAAGCCCUUUCGCAAACAAGAGGUGCCAUCUGUCUGAUUCUGAGAAAUGUGAUGGCGAUGAGCAUGUUCUAAUAAACCUGUUUGUAAGUCAGCUUAACGGAGCUCCACGCUUGCCUAACACCAAGAAUAAUGAAGUUGAGCAGAGCAAAGACUUGGCUAGGGCUGCUCCGUCUCUUUUGAAAGGGAAGGGGUUAAACUACAGCCUCGAUGUUGCGGAUAGACUUGCUGAUGAACAUGUGCUCAUCGGGCUGUAUGUCAAUCUACUGCACAGCAACCCCACAUGCAUGCUGGAGAGCAGUAGCCGUCUGGAUGAAGAACACCAUCUCAUCGCCCGCUACGCUGCCAGACUUGCUGCUGACGCUGCAUCAGCGCAACAAGCUCAACAGCAGCGAGGGACUUCAGAUAUUGCACUCUCUCUGGAUGCCAACAAACAGCAACGGCAACUUAUUGCAGAGCUAGAAAACAAAAACAGAGAGAUACUGCAAGAGAUCCAGCGGUUGCGGUUGGAACAUGAGCAGGCCUCUCAGCUGCCACCUGACAAGGCCCAGCAAAACCCCACCCUGCUGGCUGAGCUUCGACUUCUCAGGCAACGUAAGGAUGAGUUGGAGCAAAGGAUGUCUGCUCUGCAGGAGAGCCGCAGAGAACUGAUGGUGCAGCUGGAGGGUCUCAUGAGAUUGCUGAAGGAGGAAGAGUUGAAGAAUGCAACUCAGGGGGCGGGUUCCCCUCGUUCCUCUCCCAGUCACACCAUCAGCCGGCCAAUCCCCAUGCCCAUUCGCUCUGGCUCUGCUUCCGCCUGCACCACACCCACCCACACGCCUCAGGAUUCGCUCACUGGUGUGGGAGGUGACGUCCAAGAGGCUUUUGCUCAGGGCUCCAGGAGGAACUUGAGAAAUGACUUGCUGGUGGCGGCAGAUUCCAUCACAAACACCAUGUCAUCACUUGUCAAGGAGCUCAAUUCAGAGGCUGGCAGCGAGACAGAGAGCAAUGUGGACUCAGACUUUGGCCGCCCGCAGUUUGAUGACCUGGUCCUAUCGCCCACUUCAGAGAAGGCCUUCCUUGCACAGAUCCAUGCCCGCAAACCAGGGGGAGCAGAUGAUGCAGACUUUAUGAGGCCGGAAGUUGAGAGCUAUGAAAAUGACUCUGUUCGACAACUUGAAAAUGAGUUGAAGAUGGAGGAGUUCCUGAAACAGAACCAGCAAGAGAAAACGUACAUGAUGAGCCAUGCCCAGACUGGAGAGGAGAGGUACAGCAUGUGAGAUCGGAGGAUGAGGACUGGGACGGCAGGGGAAGAGGGGGGUCUGCUAGUCCUAUCAGAAGAAUGGAACGAGCACGAGCCCUGCAGCGAAUCCCUCAACAAGAGCACUGGAACUGCUUCCAAAAGAUUGUAGUUAGUCAUGGGUUUCAAAAGAAAUAUAUCCAUAUUUACUUAUUUUUCAGCGUUUUUGCAACCAUGAUUCAUUGCCUAUACCAGGACAGGAAAUGGCAGCUUACUGCUGCUUAUCCAAUAGCAGUAUUAUCAUUGGUGUUGUGAUUUUUACUAUUACUAUAGCAGUUCAUUAACGCAAUGACAUAUUCUUCACAGAAAGUCUGGACAAAAUGCUUGGUUUGUGUUUGAUUUACUGUACUUAUUUAGCUUAUUAAAUUUCAGAAAUGUACAAGUGCCACUGAACAUUGAGUCAUAGCCCUCACUCUGCGUGUCUUAUCCUGCUGAACAUGCAUUUAGCAUCAGUCUUCUUGCUUUAGUUUGUAUUUCAAAGGACACAGCAGCUUUACUGAAAAUCUCAAAAUUUCUGUGUUGUUCCUUAUAUUUGAAGGGCCUUUACAUGUAGAAUUUAUCCAUUUUGGAAAUGCUUCAAUAAUUUUAAUAAUUUAGGAAAGAAGCUAAAUCAAAAUAUGUUUUUGGUCUGUUACCCUGUGGCAAGUUCAUGCUGAGCAUCCUACCAGAAGGAAUUAUUUAAAUUUAUUUAAAUGUGAAAGUUUUUCCUGGAACUGAUGUUCUAGUGGAAAGAAAUACAUUUCUCAUAUGUGAAAUGAGUUCCAUUAUUUGCAAUAUACAUGCCUACUAAACGGUAGGAGCCACAUAUUCAGGAACCACAUAUUAAAUUUUGUUUUUUCAGUUACCCAUUCAUGAUUUUGCACCUCAGAUAGUUGGAACUGUAAGCAAAGGACUGACUUGAAUUUCAAAUGAAAAAGUUUUUAAUCAAAAUAUCUCAGCCAUAUUGCUUCUGUAAAUAUGUGUGUGUUUGUGUGUGUGUGUGUGUGUGUGUGUGCGCGUGCGUGCGUGUGUGUGUGUAUAGUAUAUAAAUAUAAUAUAUACACAUACAUAUACAUAUAUUUUUUGCAUGAAGUAGACUUUUCAACAUUAAACUAGUGAUGCUGCUAAAUAAAGCAGUAAAUGACAUGUAAAGAGCUAGUUUUACUCCACAGCAUAAGGAAGUGUAAACUGUGAAGUGAUUUGGGGAUUUGAGGAUUCUCAAUAACAUAGCUGUCUAUAAUACCACAGGUGCCAUAAAAUCAGAGGACUAUGAGAGUUAUUGGUUCAUUUUCUUUUUGUGUUCUGUGGCUGGUUAUUAACAGAGCAUGUGUUUAAGAGAAACAGUAUAGGUUCUCUCAAGAGGCCUUCAGGUGUUUUUGAGAAUUGUUUAAUUGAAAUUGAUUUCUUUCUGGUUUGGUUGUAUUUGAUUUUGAUUCCAAUAUGUGUGCAGAUGUUAGGCUCUUGUGAGCUCUCCCAACAUUGUAUAAGUAGUUGUAAAAGUAGGAUAGCACAAGAGAAAUGAGUUGACGUAGCUAAUGUUUGGAGUGCUCUGUUCUCUAUUCAAUUCAUCCAACUUGAACUUUGUAUUUGAAAGGUAGUUAUAACAGUUGAUUUGUGUAUAUCAGCAUGAUUUAUUGCAGAGGCAUUUCUUUAAGACAUGGGCAAAAACAGCAUGGCAUUCAGGUAUUGAAAAGAAUAUCCACUAUUGUUCAUUGCGGUUCCACAAAUGAAUGUUAAUAUUGAUUGGAAUUUAUAUUUUCUUAUUUGUUCACCUUUGACCAUUAAUAAUUAGGAUUUGUUGUCUACUUCUGCUGUUCUGUAGUCAUCCAGAAAAUUGCAUGGUAUCUUUUAUUUAAUUGGUGUUUAUGUAUAAUGAAGUAAUCUUGCUUGCUUUGAGCCUAAUUGUUUGUGUCUUUCACAUAAGGUGCUUAUUAUAUACCUGUCCUGUGAUUUUCUCCCACUGUUUGUAUACAAUAUAAUAUUGGUCCCAGUCCAACACAUGCUAGAUCAGGGUCAAAUUCAAAUUCAAAUUCAAAUUCAAAUGUGACUCUCUUCUGACUUGAUGCCUUUCCCCCAAUGGCCAUUAUUUUGUAUUGUGGUAAUGCAGUUCUUUUAUAUAAAGCUAGAUGGCGGUGAAACUCUCCAAAACAAUUUCUGCUUCCCUCGAUUGCCGGAGUCCUGGAAGGGUUUACAUAAUAUUCCCUUUCCAGUCCUUUUAGGCUGCUUCUCCUUCUACACCAGGGGUCUCAAACUCCAGUCCCAGAGGGCCACAGUCUCCGCUGGUUUUCGUGAUUUCCUUUCAAUCAGCAGCCAAUCCUGGCCUUGGGAACAAGGUGUCCAGACUCUUUAGCAAUCAAUGACUUAAACUAAGCACUUAAGUGCAGGAACACAUAAAAAACCAGCAGACACAGCAGCCCUCCAGGAUUUGAGUUUGAGAUCCCUGCUCUACAUCCUCGUUUGCCAACUCCUCUUACUGAGUAUGAGUAUGCUUUUGGCCAUGUUGUGUGUCCCCCAAUAGCACUGGAGGUCAAUUUAAGCAAGGGCAGUUGGCAUGUGGCCCCAUCAUCAGUUCCCUUCCAGGGAUCCGGCAUUAUGUGCUUUAUCCUGGAUUGGGAGCAUGGGAGAAAAUUCCUAUUGCCCACAACACUUUGUGUUAUAGUUGCAGACAGUUCAAAAAUUCAGCGAGGUUUCAGGUUAAGCAAUGUAAAUGCCAAAUUAAAAAUAUGAAAGAGAAUUACAUAAGCUCUUAUGUUUUUCAUCAGCAUAAUAUGAAAAACUGUGUAUGAAUUAUAAUACACACUAUUUUGUGUACCAGGUAUAAUGUUAUGUAUAAUGGUGUCUUUCUGUUGAAAAAUGCCUGACAGGACAAUUAUAUAGAGAGCUAGCUAGAGUGAAUUCUGCAUAAGGCCGUUCUGCUAGUCAUCAGUAAGGUUCAAUAUUGAUUAGAUCAAGCUGGCCACCCAAUUAAUAUUAUUUUGUGAAUGGUAGCUAUAAGAUGAAAAAGGAUUUAGCUUACUGGCUCACGAUAUUGACAGUGGGUUGUACAAGUUAAUUAGAUACCAGGCAAGCUGAUUAGAUAACUUUGAUAGCUUAUCUAAAUGAUAAAGAUUAAAAUCCAUUUAUCCACGCCACCCCACCCAGUAAGUUUGGACAUACAUUGAAAUGGCUAACUUGCUAGGUAAUUGGAUUAAGAUAUAUUUAGCUGGCUUGCUGAUUUUAUAUUUACAAUUUGAUAAAUUAUGUUGAAAUGUAUUGAACUUGCACUGCUAUGAUUAAACACAUAAUCUUAAUGCGAAAUAACACAGCCACAGCUGGGUCCAAAGCUACCGUCUUGAAUCUCCUGCCCUCUCCCCUCCCCGUACUGUUCACCUCCUGAGCUGGUUUUCUUGUAGAGGUCAGCAAAACAGCUUACUGGGGUGGCCUCAAAUAAAGGAAACAGGAUGAGACGCAGCCUAACAUUAACACACUAUACUGGUGUAAUGUCACCUAAGCCCUAGAUUCGAUCUAAACUGUAUAUUUGUGGCUUUGUUAUUGGGCAAAGCACAAUGUAUCUCAUUCACUUGUCUUCAUACUAAGCAGGGCAGCACUGAACAGAAGGCUAAAGCCUCCAUUAUACACUGUGACGUUUCCCGUGAAAUAGCAAAAUAAUGAAAGAUUUAAAGUGCUAUUUUAAGAUUUUCCAGAAAAUGGCUAUAUUACGUUAGGUUCAUGUAUUCUUUCCACUUUAAACUUUAUCUAAAAUGAUUUUGCAAACAGACAAAAAAUAUCUCAUAUUCAUCAACUUUCUUUUAGAAGAAUUUACACAUUCUUCUGUUCUUAUUUAGAAAUUGAUGCCAUUCCUCCUAUUAAAAAAUCUCCCUUCUCUUUAGGGCUGUCCUCUGUCUAUAUUUCCACACUUCAAGGAGAUGGGUCAGUGUGGCUGCUACAAGCUUCCAUACCAUACACCAUAUGGCAUCUGUCAUUAAAAUGUUUUUUUUUUUUAAUCAGCUGUGAUGCACAUACCCUGCUAGUGCACAAAAAAAUCACAGAUGUCAGCUCAGGACAAGUACCCCUUACACACAUAAAAAAGGGUCUGGGUCCAUAACUAACUCUUAAGGGUCCAGUUAAAUCUAUGCCAUACUUUUUUCAACAUCCAUUUUUAUUCAAUGUAGACCAUUCCUUAUUCAAAAUCCAUUCAUAAUAUAUUUAUUUAUCAUUGCUUAUCGAACAUCCAGCCUGAUUGCAUGUACGUAUAUUCUGUCACUCACUCAACAUACAUUCUUAGGAUACAUGUACAAUUGUUAAUUUAACAUUAUUUCAGAUUCAUAUUUAUCAUAUUCAAUUGGUUAUUCAAGAUCAUUUGGUACUAAAGAGUUAACUUAUAUUAGACCACCUACAUUUCCAAAAAUGCCCAAAUGGAGAAUACUGUCAUGACACCUGGUCUAGUGAACAAAAAAUCCUUUGAUGUAUCAUAGUUAUUUUUAUCAUUAAAUGUCCUGUAAUAAAUUAUAUUAUUUUUACAUCAAUGGCAUGUGGCACAAAGCAAAGCUAAUUUUACACACUGCAUGAUCAUUGUCUCACAUUCAACAAACUACUGAUGAGUAUAUGCAAGCCAGAUGGAACUCAGUGAAACACCUGCCCAACUAUACUAGUAGCAGCUGCAUUAGACUGGUCCACCUCUCCUAUCUGUUAAUUCUAUUGACAUUUCAGUCUUGAACUCAAACCCAUCUUUCAUCUUUAUUUAAAUGGCUUUCAUUUAAUAUAUAUGAGCAAUGCUUUAAAAUUCCCUUUUUUGAAAUGUUGGCAUCUACACUGCCUUUUUCUCUUUGUUCAGUAUGUAGUGUUAAUAUUAUUCAAAGAGUGCAUUUUCAUAUUAUACAUGUAACUCAAGUUUAUAUGGAAUUAAAUUUAGAUGUGUAAUAACAGACAAAUCAAGCUGAUGUCUGGCCUCCAUUUUUCAGUCAAACGGUUCAAUCCCCUUCAGCUAACACUUGAGCAAUGCUGUGUGCUGUCUACUGGCUUAAGAGUUUGGGUGUGCAGAGAUCUUUCCCUCUGAAUGGACUACUGUUUUGGUAAGAAAUAAUAUUUACUUUCUUAAUUUCAUGAACUGCCCACUUUUAUUCAUGGAGCAUCAACAUUUUGGUGGGGUGUAUAGCAUCCCCUGUGGUUGGGAAAAGUGGAAACAAGUUAAAAUUUAAUUUAUCUGUCAUUUAACUGCAGAUUUGGUGACUAGACCAAGGGUUUUAUUUUCUGUGGUUUUCCCAGUUUUUACAAAUCAAUAAUGUAGUGUUACCAUGUAAAUACGUAUUGAUUAAUGAGCAAAACCCAAGAAAAUGGUUAAUUCAGCUGUACAUAUGACACUAAUAUGCCCUGAAUAUGUAAGGAGAACACUGGUCAAAAUCUAUAAUUGAUUAUUUUGAACACGUGUGCCUACACGCACACUGCCAUGUCUAUGUGCGUGCGCAUAUGUAUGUAUUUGUAAAAUGAUCAAUUAUAUAUUAUGUACAUGUGGAUAUGGAUAUGGAUAAGCAAUUCCUUACAUUCUAGAAAUGCAGCGCAAGUACUAGCUCCAAGUCCUAUCAACUUCACUGGACAUCAUCACUCUCAAGUCAACUAGCCAGCUACUGCUUUCCCUGUACAAAGUUUGCUUAUUACAUAAAUACAGUAGUGUGUCACAAUCUGCUCAGAGAACAAAAGAUCACCCUCAAUCCGCAGAAUUCAGGAAUGAUUUUCUUCAUAUCCAUAUGUAUUAUACAUCAUAUAAUGUUAUAGCUUUUGACUGCAGUUCCCCUUCAAGGGCACUGUAUUUUGAACCAAAAAUGUACAUUUGUCCAGCUGUCACUACUAAAUGUAAAAAAUAGUACUUUAAAUGCUACUACUGUGCUUGACACCUUUAGAAGUAAUACACUGAACAAGGAAGCACUAAAUAUGCCUACUUUGUCUCUUCAUGGUAUUGUAAUAGAAUUAAUGAUGUCUGUUUUGUAUUGUUGUUCAGUAUCUUUUUUUUUUGUUUGUUUGUGUUGGAAACAACUGGGACAUGUUAUAUUUUGAAGUGAUUAAAAUAUUUAAAUGUGAA
This is a messenger RNA of Anguilla rostrata (American eel), 8963 nucleotides long. It is a transcript of the gene dtna, whose product is annotated as dystrobrevin, alpha. NCBI's taxonomy places the organism in Eukaryota, Metazoa, Chordata, Actinopteri, Anguilliformes, Anguillidae. Gene Ontology annotation, cellular component: synapse; plasma membrane. Gene Ontology annotation, biological process: synaptic signaling. The coding region runs from base 9 to 2909 and encodes 966 amino acids. The record is from RefSeq and is a predicted model, not a curated record. Gene Ontology annotation, molecular function: zinc ion binding. The transcript has 26 exons.